AUUCCCACGACCCCCCACAACUUAUGUCAUGCAAUUCAUACUUUCACUUUGAGCUCGACAUAUUAUCAGCCUUCAGGUGGUAGCCUGAACCGGCUCGACUUGCUAUGGACAACCCUUGGGCCACAUCCUGGCAGCAGUCAGACGAUGAGUCAAACAAUCGAAAGAAACCCGUUCUGACACCAGCCUGGACUCAUACCGUUGGUAAUAAAACUCAGGAUCAAGAGGAAGAUAUAGGACUUCCAUCAUGGUCCGCAAGCAACAAUACCCAAUGGCCAGAAUCAUCUCACACUAACGACGCUCUCUGGACCUCUUCCAUCGAUGAUAGUGGCGCGUGGGGCUCUUCGACGUACGCAAAGAUAAACUUUUCUCGUCAAAGAAUAACAGAAGCGGUUGUUGAUUCAGAGACUCAAGAUGAAGCCGUAUGUCCCGUACCCGCAGCUGCCACAGCCAGCGAAGAAGACAACUAUUCCGUGGGGCCUCACCCAGUGCUACCAACAAUCGAUCUUACUCCCCGACUUCCAGACACUCCUGAUGUAGAUGGUGAUUUUGAAGCUGGCGCGUCUGUCAAGGAGGAAGAGGAGGAAACCGAGGAUGACAGUGAAGCAUGGGCAGACCCAAUAAACCUCUCAACAGAUGAUGGUGACGACUGGGGUACCGCCUGGGUGGAUACAUUUGCACCGGAGGUGUCUGUCAGCGCUGAAGAGCCACAGGAUGAAUGGGAAUCGGCGCGACAAGAGAAAGAGAAGCUGAACCGCGCAGUGCCUCCCGAAAUGAUGGCAGCUCUCAUUCAGAAGUGCCAGGAAGUCUCCGAUGAGCUCUGGCCAGGGACAGAGUCCGACUCGGAUGCUAGCAACUGGAGGACUGGCCUCGAUGGACUUGAGAACAUUACGGUUUUAUUAAACGACUUGGUCCCUGAUGACAUGACUGUGUCCCCUCCAAUGCAGUUCUCACAGACUGCUACUGCGAAAGCGGUAAAUGACGCGCUCAAGCUCACGAGGCAUAUGCCUUUGACACGUAAGAGCCCGAUGGCCCUUCUCCUUAGUUCCAAAGGGUCGACGGACUGGGAGAAAUCAGUCAAAGCUAGGAAAGAUAUUACUGUGGAUGAUGCUCCUGUGGGGUGGCGAAUCCUAGAGAAAGACGAGCGCGCUGCUAUUGCUGAUGCAACUCAUCCCAAGAAACCUGGUACAGGAUUACUCUCGUUCUGGAACCGCAAGGCAUCAUCAUCAAUACCUUCUGCAGAUGCAAAGGUAGAAAACGCGCGACCACCACCCGUAUCCUCGCGUUCUAGCGUCGAGAGCACGAAGCCCCAGGCGCCAGAGAAACGUGAUGCUUCCCCCGCUCGCACUCCAGCCGUCUUCAUGCCCUCAUCCCCAGAAGCUAGCUCAUCCGCAGCUCCUGAUAUCGUGAUUCCAGUGGUCACACCUGCGCCAUCAGCCGUUUCGCGCUUUCUGAACCGCUUCUCACGUGUCAAAGGCAUUGGAUCUGAGCGCAAGUCUAUGGCCCUGUCAACAGACGACCUUGAUUUCCUUUCCGAUAUUGUGCCUAGUGCACAUGACCCCAAUGACGACACGGACAAUGCCCAGCUGAAAGCGCUGUCGAGCUUGAUAAAUUCAAAUUCAACACCAUUGCCCACAAAACUUCCACCCCCACUCGCACCACCACCAAUCGCACCGCCACCAAAACCCCCAUCUGUGAACACCAGCCGACCUCCUUCUGUCGGUCUGAGUGGCUUGGGCAUUACGCUGGAGCCUGCGCGUGGUUCUCCACAGCAUACUUCGGCUCGUGCUCUAUUCCCGCCGCCACCGUUGUCCCCAGUGACAGGGAUGUCGUUCUCGCGUCCGCACAGCCCAGCGGUACCUCCAAAACCAUCUUCACCGAUUAAUGCGACUUUUCCUGCUUACACCAACUCAAUAAUACCACCUGCAAUACCCUCGCCACCUCAACCAUCCUCAAGAACGCACUCACCCUUUCAACUCCCGCCGCCACCAAAGGCGCCUUCUGCACUCUCGAUACCACCACUCCUGCCACCCCCUGUUUCACCCCCGCAAACCCCACGGCCCAGCAUGCAUCCCGUACUGGGGGCCACUUCUUUCGCAUCAUCCCCGAACACCAGCUGGGCAGCAGCCACAUAUCAGGACGAUGACGAUGACGACUCAUUCUCUGCUUUCUCAACCCUCCCUCGCGCAGAUCCCUUCCCAGCACCACGCGAGUCCAUGGAUUCAUCUCUCAAUUCACCAUCCUCCACACAAGCACUGCACUCCGCCAAGUCAUCGAAGUCAAUGUCUUUCGACGACUUUGACGACUUUGUGACUUCAUCGCGGAUCCGCACGCCAUCCCCACCGCCUGUCCCAGCAAAGCCCUCAAAGGUGGUUGGAGCAGCAGCAGCAAUGCCAAGCUCGCAGUUUGGCACAUCCAUACACAUACGCACGCAGAGUCUGCUUGAUCAUGCUGCCACACAACGCGGGCAGUGGCCGUCCCCACUGAAUGCGCAUCCCAGGCUCCCCAUGCUGCCACCACCGUCUGCUUCUCCCUCAUUUGGUCGGGAUAUGGAUCUGCUGAGUGACGGCGGCGCGGCGCCAAAGUCUGGGUCUCCGCCACCGAAGGUGCUGUCUACGAUGGUGCCUCAGUUGUCGCCGUCUCCGCUGCCUGCGCCGUUGCCCCAGCCGUUGUUGUCACUUGCAUCGUUGUCACCGUCGUCACGAGCCGAGAGACCGCCUGCAAAACCGGUCCAGACGGGUGGGUUGACUGCACAAGAUUUGUCCUUCUUUGAAGGGUUGUGAGUGGUGAGACUGAAGUAUCAGCAUUGGUUUUGAAUUUAUCGCGGUGCAUUAUGUAUUAACGAUUAACGAAAUUUUGAAAUUUUUGAUGUGUAUGAACAAAGUUAAUUCUUCCAUUGUCAGUAGCCUUACUAC
Suillus subaureus is the source of this 2912-nucleotide messenger RNA. RefSeq lists its product as uncharacterized. NCBI's taxonomy places the organism in Eukaryota, Fungi, Basidiomycota, Agaricomycetes, Boletales, Suillaceae. The coding region runs from base 105 to 2780 and encodes 891 amino acids. The record is from RefSeq and is a predicted model, not a curated record. The transcript is spliced from 5 exons.